Molecule: messenger RNA, 231 nt
Organism: Parnassius mnemosyne (clouded apollo)
Lineage: Eukaryota; Metazoa; Arthropoda; Insecta; Lepidoptera; Papilionidae
Source: the annotation of a GenBank genome assembly
AUGUACAAGUUGUGCGGCUGGAAUGCUGAAUGGGAAAGGAUAGCCCUUGACGUUGCGGGGCCGUUUCCGGAAAGUGAUAGCGGUAACAAAUAUUUCAUGAAAGUGAUGGAUUACUUCACUAAGUGGUCAGAAGUGUUCGCCAUUCGAAAUCAAGAAGCUUCAACAGUUGCAGAUGAACUAGUUCAUGAAGCCUUUUGUCGUUUUGGAGUACCUUUAGAAAAAAAGUUUUGA